Molecule: messenger RNA, 4488 nt
Organism: Aspergillus clavatus NRRL 1
Lineage: Eukaryota; Fungi; Ascomycota; Eurotiomycetes; Eurotiales; Aspergillaceae
Product: Sec7 domain protein
Exons: 1
Coding region: 1-4488 (1495 amino acids)
Biological process (GO): regulation of ARF protein signal transduction
Molecular function (GO): guanyl-nucleotide exchange factor activity
Source: RefSeq, a predicted model, not a curated record
AUGCCUUCGGGACAGGAUACUCAAGCCAAUCGCUCCCCGCCUCGGACACCUCCAUCGCAGGCGUCCAAUUACAAACCCACAAAGAGAGGACUUCAUCCGCGGCCGUCGUUGCGCGAAACCUUCCUCGACGAUAUGAACCCUGCCGACAAUGCGAACAGCGGCAAUGAGUCGAGCGACGAACGCGAUCCUCAUGAUCUAUCAUUGUCCCCGAAACACGCCGCGCGCACGUCCAUUGUCGACAACAUGUUACUAUCUCUAGACCAGUUCGCUUUCUCCGCGGGCAACUCCAUUCUCGAUGACUACAGACUGUUCAAUUCGGUGUUUGAGUCGGAAUUGUAUGGCCGAAACUCGCAGGAAUCUACAACGCAGCAGCGUUAUCGCGGUCAUACGUUUUCCUCCUCCUUGUCGUCGGAAGCGGACUUGGGCUACGACGAUAGCGCCGCGCGGUAUGGAACUCAGCCAGCAAGAGGCCGACGCAGCAACAGCAGCUCCAACUACCAUUCCGGUUUGAGACGAAUCGGUAGCACCCGCAGUCGAGACGCGCCGGGAUCGCGAGGUCAGCUUUAUGACUAUCGAACUGUCGCUGGUGGUGAUCCCUCGGCGAUGCGCACGACGAGGAAAAGCAGCAAAGCGAGCGCAUCUUCGACACUAGAUUUUGGCCCGCCUCUCAUCCGAGCCCAAGCUGGCUCUACCAAUGAGAGGCGCUCGGCGAGCUUUGAUUAUGGUACCAGGCCAACGCUCACUUCGACCGACUUCGAAUCCACAUUCUACGAUAGUACAGAUGCGGCUCCGACACCCAGUGUUCCCGCUGGUCCGAGGAAAUUGCACUCAUCAUCCCAAAACGACUACUCUGGACCAUCAAAUUCCCAGUCAUCCCGGACACCAGUCGUCUCUCGGCGGAACAGUCCGAAGUCCUCUCGGACGAACCAGGCUCGGAAGUCUCGACCAGAGAACAUCAAUAGCGGCGCCAACAUGCGGGGCGCGGACAGCGGCAUGAGGAACUUGGCCGAUGACGGCUUGGAUCCUCCUCCAAAUAUCUCGGCAACACUUGACCCUCCAGCUCCGAGUCCCACCAUCUCGUUCAACAAGCCAACAUUGCUACCUCCGCCGGAGCCAGCGCCAGUCAAGGAGCGACCGGGAUUCUUCCGACGCGUGUUUGGAUCAUCGAGGAGUUCGGUUAUCGUACCAGCAGAAGCAAGUCAUUAUGAUAGCCCAAUCUCCCUGGAGCACGAUACCAAUCAGGUAAACGCAGCGAGCGGGACCCUCAGAGGAAGCAGACAGCCUCAGAGAAAUCAUAAUGUGUCCGGUGCCAGUACGCCCAGAGAAAGGCCCCCUCAGGUAGUGAACAAAAAACCAUCGUUCUUUCGUCGUCGGAAAAAAUCAAUCUCCAUUGACAACAGCGCCCCGCCACCCAUCGUGCUCCCCCAGCAACUGGGUCCGAGGACAAUGGAAAUUCUGAAACCAGAACCCAGCCCUGUCAGUAGCCUAAGAAAGGUCAUGAAUCCGUACCUUGCUGACGGCGUGGGUCCUGCAUGUGAUAAAUCAAAAGAGCGUCCCGCUCGGGCUGCAGUUGCAGAUGAUGCGGCAAAUAAGACUGCGGGACUUUCCUCCGCCCAGAGAGGCAAGGAACAGGUUUCUGCUGCUCCUGUCAAGGGCGUUUCCAAGUCCAAAUACAGUCUAUAUCCCCCGCCACCUGCAGGCAGCGGUCACGAUACAUCAUUCUUGAUGAACAGCAGUGGCAAUGAAGAAUCCACAGUCAAAGCCGCUGGCUUGGACUCUGAAGCCUCUGUCGAUCCACCGCAGAGGAAAAUGGCGGUCAGAGACGGCAUCGAAUCCCAGGACAACGAACAAGUCGGCCAGGUCGCCAGUGAAUCCCAGCAUACGAUCACACCACCGACCAUGAUUCCCGCUCCAGCCUUGUCUCCAGUAGUCCAGAAUCUCUCGCCCGCGAGUGCGACAGCCCAGGAUGACGGGUCCAAGGAGACGACAACCGAAGACAAAGUUCACCCCGAGGAAACGGCUGAGGGCGUGCUUCGCUCUAACUCUGGCGUAGGCGGAGAUCGUCGAACAGCACAGCUCAGCAAGCUGACUAUCCCCGCCACGGAGACCGCUGGUGUUUCACCCCAUACCUCGCCAUCGGAUACCGAAUUCUUCACGGCUGCUAACACCCCAGCCGUUCCUUCAGAAGAUCCUGAGAUCCCAGAGGAUAUCACAGAACGUCCGGACAGUGCCUCCUCCUCGGACGAGCCUACCAGCUCAGACAGAGAGCACGCGAGAAGAUUAUUUGAUAGCCAAGAUCAGGUGGUGGGCAACGAGCCUGCUGCCGCCUGGUUAGGCGACCCCAAUCGUGCGACCAUUCGAGAAGCAUAUAUGGAGCUUUUCAACUGGUCCAACAUGAACAUUCUGGCGGCGCUGCGGAGUCUUUGUACUCGGCUGAUCCUCAAGGGUGAGACGCAGCAGGUUGAUCGAGUGUUGGAUGCGUUUUCCACAAGAUGGUGCCAGUGUAACCCACGACAUGGAUUCAAAGCUUCAGGUUUGUUCAGCGCUCUCGUCCUUCUGUCGCCGUGGCACCUUAUCGUACCUAACAGUUGCCUAGAUGUUGUACACACCAUCUGUUAUUCUUUACUGCUCUUGAACACCGAUCUCCAUCUCGCGGAUAUCGAGCAGAAGAUGACCAAAACGCAAUUCGUUCGCAACACAAUGCCCACAAUACAUCGCGUCGCCAUCGAUGCAGCUCCGGAUAGUUUUGACCCUCUACGUCCAGCUAAUCGAGCGAGACUCUCUGCAAUAGAUUCGAACUCUCAGCCUACCUCGGCUGAUGAAUCCGAGAGGGCGAAUGGAGAUGUGAACCGGCCGACCAAUCCUCCGCCGAAGCUGUCGAAUCGCUUGUCGCGGACCGAUCUCUCAAUUAAAUUAGGCGGUGAUCCUGACAGCGACAUUGGUCCCCUGGUUAAUGCGCCAUUCAAUGGGUCAGUGCGGGCCUGGGAGCAGCAGGUUGAGACCGUCCUCCGAGAUUUUUACUCCUCGAUCCAGAAACAAAAACUUCCGCUCCACGGUGCCUCAGGCGACAGGGACGGACACCAGCCGCAAUCGAACAGCCUACUUGGCCCCGGCUCGAAUCAUCAUGGCCUACGCAGAAGCCCCAGCACGAUCAGCAAGAGUGGCUCCGAUAUCUAUCCCCGCGGUCGCUCUGCUGACUCUCGAUACGGCACCGCGCGUUGGUCCUCUAAGCCUCGCUCACGUGCAAGAUUAUGUCCCCCGUCGACUAUGGGCUCCAGCCGAACUAGCCUGGAUGACCAGUCAUCUCUAUGGAGUCCUUCGGCAUCGAGUACCUGGAGCAAGUAUUCCCUAGGGAAGCUGACUUCUGCCUCGGUCGAUUCCUUUGGAUCAGAUUAUCCACGCGGAGAUUAUCAGCAGUCGAUCGGGUUUGCGAACGCACUGAGCCAGGCGAUCAUCCGUGAAGAUACCGCUCAUUCCAUCGCCAGCUCAGAAGAUGUUGAAGGUACGGUCCAUCUGUUAGAAGAUGAAACUCUACAGCUCGCCGGCGCUCCAUGGGCCAAAGAAGGUAGCCUGAAACACAAACACCAUCUGGAUUCGGUGGACAAGAGAGCCAAGGAUCGAAAUUGGAAUGAAUGUUUUGCCGUGAUCCAACAAGGCUGGAUGCGUCUGUUCUCGUUCAGCAGCUCCGCCAAGUCGGUCCGGCCGAAACCCAAACCACGUUCUCCUGGCGGUCUUGUGGUGGGAGGCGGAAAUUGGACUGAGAAUGCCGAGGAAAUUUGGAAGUUUCUCCUCCGUCAGUCCAUCGCCAGUGCCCUCCCACCGCCGGGCUACUCCAAGUCGCGUCCGCAUGUCUGGGCGCUGAGUCUACCCACGGGCGCCGUUCACCUUUUCCAAGCAGGCACGCCAGAGAUCGUCCGCGAAUUCGUCUCCACGGCCAACUACUGGAGCGCACGACUGUCCAAGGAGCCCUUGAUCGGAGGCAUCAGCAAUAUGGAGUUCGGGUGGAGCGAUGCGGUCAUCAACAGCGCUCUGGUGAACACCGACCACAACAAGACGCCACCGUCGUCGUCCGGUGCCCGACCCAGCAUUCAAAGUUCGAUCCGCAGUUCGAUCGAUCAGCAAGGGGUUCGACCUAGACUUCCUGCCGACCGGGUACACAUCGGCGACUGGGCCCCGCCGCAACAGAGUAUGGUGGCUUCGGGACAGCCUGAAGUGGACCAGCUGAAGGCUUUGCAGACGUAUGUCAAGAACGUGGAGGAGGAGCUACAGCGACAUAACGAACUUCGACCAGCCAUGAUCCUCGCGUUCUCGCCACGCCACCCCAACGCAAUCAAGGCGAUGGCCAAUUGGGAGCGCAAGUCUUCGUACCUGCUGCGGGAAAUUGUCAAGUUCCGAACGUAUAUUGAUUCACUCCAAGGAGCAAUCGAUGCGAGAAACCAAAUCUACGCAUCCCGUGAGGAUGAAACUCCUGAACGAGCGGAAGACUAG